AUGAGAACAAUAAAAUCCACAAGAUCUGGAUGCCUGGCUCUCUUACUGGUCCUCAUGUGUGUGCUGGGUUCAGAAGUUACUGCAGACGUUGAAGGAUCCUCAGAUGGUCUCAGCACUACCCGGGAACCCACGUGGCUCACAGAUGUCCCCUCUGCUGUGGAACUGAUCGCUGCUGCUGAGGUGGCCGUCGUAGGCUUCUUCCAGGAUUUAGAAAUACCACUAGUGUCCACAUUCCGUAGCAUGGCGCAACAAUUCCAAGAUAUAUCAUUUGGAAUCAGCAACAGUUCUGAGGUGCUGAACCACUACAACGUCACCAGCAACACCAUCUGCCUCUUCCGACUGGUUGAUAAUGAACAACUGCGUUUAGAUGGCACAGACAUUGAAAACACAGACGCCACCAAAUUAAGCCGUUUCAUUCAUAUCAACAACCUCCGCUGGGUGACAGAGUACAGUCCUCUGACUGCAUCUGGCCUAUUUAACACCAUGAUUCAGACUCAUCUCCUCCUGAUGGUGAACAAGGCUUCCCCCAAGUAUGAAGAGAGCAUGCGCAGAUACCAGGAGGCAGCUAAGCUCUUCCAGGGACAGAUUCUCUUUGUUCUGGUGGACAGUAACAGAAAGGAAAAUAAAAAGGUGAUAGCGUAUUUUAAACUGAAGGAGUCUGAGCUGCCAGCUUUGGCCAUUUAUGAAAUGAUGAAUGACACGUGGGACACUCUGUCCAUCUCGGAAGUUACCGUGGAGCACGUGCAAGGGUUCUGUGAGGGGUUCCUAAGGAGGCAGCUGAUGAGAGAUGAGAAAUUGGAAGAAAGCACUCCGAAGGAGGAACUCUGACUCCCCGGGAUAGCACCUCUGCUUAUUGCCACGUGUCUACUUUGUG
This is a messenger RNA of Nannospalax galili (Upper Galilee mountains blind mole rat), 874 nucleotides long. It is a transcript of the gene Erp27, whose product is annotated as endoplasmic reticulum protein 27. The coding region runs from base 1 to 828 and encodes 275 amino acids. Gene Ontology annotation, biological process: protein folding; response to endoplasmic reticulum stress. The record is from RefSeq and is a predicted model, not a curated record. Gene Ontology annotation, cellular component: endoplasmic reticulum. NCBI's taxonomy places the organism in Eukaryota, Metazoa, Chordata, Mammalia, Rodentia, Spalacidae. The transcript has 7 exons.